This is a messenger RNA of Melanotaenia boesemani (Boeseman's rainbowfish), 799 nucleotides long. Its product is annotated as nuclear receptor 2C2-associated protein. The coding region runs from base 67 to 492 and encodes 141 amino acids. NCBI's taxonomy places the organism in Eukaryota, Metazoa, Chordata, Actinopteri, Atheriniformes, Melanotaeniidae. The record is from RefSeq and is a predicted model, not a curated record. The transcript has 5 exons.
GUCGUAAAGAUAACACCGCGUGGCCGCAACAUUUGACGGCAAAUUGUGAUUUGAAACAUUUUUGUUAUGGCUUCUUCGUUGAUUUGCAGCAACACGAAAAGCAGGGUGAGUUCAGUGUUAAACAGAGACGUGAAACAGUAUGGAAAGAAGUACAUGUUCGACUGUAAUGAAGAGACGUGCUGGAAUUCAGACCAGGGUGAAUGUCAAUGGGUGUUGCUGGAGUUCCCCAAGUCUGUAAGGGUGUUGGAGGUAAAGGUCCAAUUCCAGGGAGGUUUCUCAGCCAAAACCUGCAGAUUAGAAGGUUGCCUCAAAGAAGGAGACUUCACUGUGCUUAGCCAUUUUUACCCAGAGGACAACAAUUCUCUUCAGAGCUUUCCCAUACAGGAGGCUUCUGCAGUGGACAAAGUAAAAAUAAUGUUUGAGAAUAGUGCUGACUUUUUUGGGAGAAUAAUUGUUUACUCCUUGGAUGUCCUGGGGGAAAAAGCCUCAUGACCACUUUCUUUUUUCAAUCUAUCAUGAGAGAGGAAAUGACCCCUGGGUGAAGUACAGGAUGGUGUGGUGGCACUUGGGAAACAUGUCAUCUACGCCAGCACCUUGUGAACUGACGUGAACGUGGCCUUUUUUGGUAUAAAUGAAUUCAGGGAUCUGUCAGGCAGUCUCACUCAACAUCACCAAAACACUCGUUGCUUUGUUUUGUGAUUUCUGACUGCAGGUUUAUGAAUGUUCUGUAAUCAUAUAAAGUGGUGUGUUUGGCUCUUUAUCCUGUAUUGUGCCUUUUUAUUUAAUCACCAUUCCACUU